Eublepharis macularius is the source of this 2025-nucleotide messenger RNA. It is a transcript of the gene TTC4, whose product is annotated as tetratricopeptide repeat domain 4. NCBI's taxonomy places the organism in Eukaryota, Metazoa, Chordata, Lepidosauria, Squamata, Eublepharidae. The coding region runs from base 78 to 1238 and encodes 386 amino acids. The record is from RefSeq and is a predicted model, not a curated record. Gene Ontology annotation, molecular function: Hsp90 protein binding. The transcript has 10 exons.
CCUUCUCUGCCGCUUUCCCACUCGGCGCCGCCUCCGGAAGGGCGGCUCGCUGCGGCGGCCAGAGAAGAGAAUUCCGUAUGGCGGAGAAUGAGGGCGACCAUGAGGCUGACUUGGACGCCUUCCUGGACAAGUUCCGGGGCCCCGAGCGCUACGAGAGGGCCUUCAGCCCGGAGACCUGGGAGCAGGAAUUUGAGAAGAUUCCAAUGUUCAUGAAGAAAGCCCCCUCUGAAAUAGAUCCUGAGCAGAAUCCUGACCUGGCAUGCCUUCAGUCUAUCAUUUUUGAUGAAGAGCAAACUCUUGAAGAGCAAGCAAAGACCUAUAAGAACGAGGGCAAUGAUUACUUCAAGGAAAAGGAUUAUAAGAAGGCUGUGAUAUCAUAUACAGAAGGACUAAACAAGAAAUGUAGUGACCAAGAAUUGAAUGUAGUGCUUCAUACUAACAGAGCUGCAGCCCAGUUUUAUUUGGGCAACUAUCGAUCUGCUCUCAGUGAUGUUAUUGCAGCAAGAAAGCUCAAAUCCAACCACCUCAAAGCAGUUGUAAGAGGAGCCCUGUGCCAUUUGGAACUUCAGCAUUUCUCUGAAGCCAUGAUGUGGUGUGAGGAGGGACUAAGAAUAGAUCCAAAAGAAAAGAAACUCCUAGAAACAAGAGCUAAAGCUGACCGACUAAAGCGUACUAAAGAGAGAGAUUUGAGAAAAGCCAGACUGCAAGAGAAGAAGGAACAGGCUCAGAAAGAUUCUUUAUUCAAAGCCAUCGAGGAUCGCAAUAUCAAAUUAUCACCAGUAUCUUCUAAGGAUGGCAAUGUAAUAUCAGCAAGCCUGGCUGAGAUGUCUUUAGAUGGAUUUAACUCAGAGAGUGCUAUUGGUGCCAAGGUCUGUCUAGACGAAAAUGGCAGCCUUUCCUGGCCAGUGUUGUUCUUGUAUCCUGAGCAUGGGCAGAGUGAUUUAAUUUCUGCUUUUCAUGAGGAAUCCAGAUUUAUUGAACAUUUAAUGGUCAUGUUUGAAGAGCUGCCUCCUUGGGAUACAGAAAGAAAAUAUUAUCCUAGUCAACUAGAGCUUUAUUAUGAGGAUGAGGAAAGAGAAGAGAUAUACCAGAUAUGCACCCAGUCCACAUUGUUGCAAGCAUUGCAACACCAAAGGUACUUCGUGAAAGCUGGGACUCCUAUUUUUUUUAUUUUGGUAAAACUUGCUCCUUUCUCUAAAAACUACUUUGGGGGGAAGAAAGUUCACUGGCUUAAGUGAAUGAAUAUGAACCAUUUUAAAAAGGACAAAACAGCACGUACUGUGACAGGCACUCUUAGCUUUCUAAACUGGAAAGACUGGUACAUCUGGUACGUUUAUGCUUUCCUUUAUCAUGCUCAAGAGGACUGUUGAUUAGAACUUGUCCUGCCAGUCCCAUAGGAAGGAAUGUGAAAGAUGGAGUAUUAACAAGACUGUAGAACUGGAACCAGCAUUACAUUCCCUCAUUAUACAGUAAUUUACAACAAACAAACACACCCGUGUGGACGCACAUGCACACAGAGAACACCAAGCAGUACUUAUGUUAAUCUGGUUUUCAGACAGAAUCUGGUUCUCUCUCAAAGUACACAACCUGACCUUUUUCUGUUAAAUCAUGUUUUACCUGAGAAACAAUUGCAGGCAUUGAUUGGUAAUUCUAUAGCUAUAUGUGCCAUUAGUUAAAUAUAUGUGUUUGAAGGAACAUCUGCCAUAGUUUUAUCCAGUGCAGUAAAGCCAUAACUGGAGCUAACAGUCCUGACAAGAAUGUGAGGGACUGCAAGCCCCUCUGCUGUUAGUGUCCAGCAGUUUUAUACAGAACAACAGAUGGAGUGUCUGAUUGUUCACUGCAGGGAGGAUUAAAGCACAGCUGUGGCUAUCUUAUGUUCUUUAGGCAAAGGUAUGUGGGGCUCAUUGUUGAGAACUGUGGUUUUAUUGACUUUUUGUUGUGCUAAGAUUUAAGUUGACCUGUUGUAAAUACAAACAUGUUUAAACACAAGAUGAAAUGCAACACAUUAAACAUACUUAAAAUAUG